GUUUAAUCAGAGGUGGUGUGAUGCGCGUACUGUGACGCUCGAAGAUGCUUACAAGCAGUUUUUUGUUACCGCGCGACGGGCGUGACGCGAUUAACAACGACAACACUGAAGAAUUUAUCGCGUCAUGGUAGAUAAUCGAGCACCCAUUAAUUCAGAAAAUAAGUAUUGUACGGUAAAUGCAGAUCAGGACGACCCAAGGGAAACACGCGUGAAAGAAACGAUGCCUUCGGAACUGAGGUCGAUCAGCGUGGCCGACUGGGUUACAGUCGCGGUCCUUUGUUUCGUAAAUCUCAUAAAUUAUAUGGACCGCUUUACGAUUGCUGGAAUAUUGACUUACAUCAAGCAUGACUUUGAUAUUGGCGACGAUAAGUCUGGGCUAUUGCAAACAGCAUUCAUUUUGAGCUAUAUGAUAUUUGCACCAUUAUUUGGAUAUUUAGGAGAUCGUUAUAAUAGAAAAUUUAUUAUGAGUGGUGGUGUAUUUUUAUGGUGCCUAACAACAUUUAUUGGUUCUUAUAUGAAGACCUUUGGAUGGUUCCUAUUCUUUAGGACACUUGUUGGCAUAGGAGAAGCUAGUUACUCUACAAUUGCACCAACAAUUAUUAGUGAUUUAUUCAUAAAAGAUGUACGUUCUAAGAUGCUCGCCCUAUUUUACUUCGCUAUUCCAGUUGGAAGUGGUUUAGGAUAUAUCACUGGAGGUGAAACAACUCGUAUUACUGGUCAGUGGCAAUGGGGAUUACGUAUUACUCCAGUAUUAGGAAUUAUAGCGAUUCUUCUAUUACUCUUUGUAGUAAGAGAUCCUAUCAGAGGUGAACGUGAAGGAGGUGUUCAUUUGACAAGUACCACAUGGUCAUAUGAUAUCAAGCAGUUAUUAAAAAAUUCAAGUUUUAUGCUGUCUACUGCAGGAUUUACUUGCGUAGCAUUUGUCACUGGUGCGUUGGCAUGGUGGGCGCCAACAUAUUUACAAUUAGGUUUCCAAUUACUUCCUUAUGAAGCAAAAGUUGAUCCAGAGGAUGUUGCAUAUAAGUUUGGAUUAAUUGGUAUGGCAUCUGGUUUAAUAGGUGUACCUUUAGGCUCUGCUAUAGCACAAAAAUUACGAACUUACUGGCAACAAGCUGAUCCUCUGAUAUGUGCCGUCGGCCUUUUAAUAAGUGCUCCUUUAUUAUUCUUCGCUAUGAUUACUGCCAAUACAAAUUCUACUCUUUGUUAUAUAUUAAUAUUUUUCGGUCAGUUAUCACUGAAUUUGAAUUGGGCUAUUGUAGCAGACAUAUUACUGUAUGUAGUAAUUCCCACAAGAAGGUCUACUGCAGAAGCAUUCCAAAUACUCAUUGCACAUGCUCUUGGAGAUGCAGGCAGUCCUUAUCUUAUUGGACUUAUAUCAGAAGGAUUAAAGUCCAGAUUUUUGUCAGAUGUAGGAAGACAAUCUAAUAUUUAUGAUAGUCAAAAUGUAACCAUUGAGUUCCAUAGCCUACAAUAUGCAAUGUUUCUUACAAUGUUUGUAGAAGUAUUCGGUGCUCUAUUCUUCUUCCUGACAGCAUUGCAUAUACAAAAGGACAAGGCAUUAGUCGAUCUUGCUAUUGCGGGUGGAAGUCUUUCCGAUUCAGUAUGUAUUUGCAACGACGCAGUUAACAGCGAAUUACAAAACGAUACAAACACUAUAUUGGAAUUUAAUAGACACGUGGAACCAUCUGACUAGAUUUUUGUAGGGUCUUAAUACUUUUAAUAAGCUACGAAUAUAUUGUUACAAAUGUACAGUAUAAUUUUAUCAAACAUAAAUAUUUUGUUUUUAUGAUAUAAAAUGUUUAUUGAUACAAGGAUAUGUACAGGGUCGGAUUAAGGUUUUUGCCACUCCUAGGUAGUAAAAUUCUUGCCGCUCCCAUUUAACUGUCUAAUAACCAUAUUGGCGUAAAGAACAAAAAAGGUCAUUUAAAGGGAUUGAGCAGCCUUAUCUUUAUUGUAUGUUUAUGUCUGACCAAAAAAAUUGGUUAUCUUUAGAACUCUUUGAAAAAAAAAAAUGCCGCCCCUAAGCAAUAACCUCUAAUACUAAUAUGGUACUGGAGCUAUAAUAUGAGCAUAUUGGAGCAUGUGAUGCAAACAAAGCUCUAGUGAUCGAUGAAAAAUUUUCUCAAUUAUUCGCAUGGCAAAAAAUCGUUACUUUUUAGAACUUAUUUUCAAAAAAUGCCUCCUCUAGACUAUAGUCUAGGUUAGAUUCUAGUGCUAAUAUGGCACUAUGUGUCAAUAAACAUUUUAUUAUACAGGAUAUUAUAUGCAGAAUGUAUAUAUAUGCAAAGAAAGUUUUCAUAUAAUCAUAUAAUAGUGAAGAGUACCCUCAGAGAGAUAGUCGCGUAAGUUACCACUGUUAAUGUACAGUACCAUAGAUUUGCAAACAACGAAGCUGUUAGAGUUUGGAUGAAAAAAGAGAGGUGCACAA
This is a messenger RNA of Cyphomyrmex costatus, 2428 nucleotides long. It is a transcript of the gene spin, whose product is annotated as lysolipid transporter protein spinster. The transcript is spliced from 10 exons. Gene Ontology annotation, molecular function: transmembrane transporter activity. Bases 125 to 1693 code for a protein of 522 amino acids. The record is from RefSeq and is a predicted model, not a curated record. Gene Ontology annotation, biological process: transmembrane transport. Gene Ontology annotation, cellular component: membrane. Lineage: Eukaryota; Metazoa; Arthropoda; Insecta; Hymenoptera; Formicidae.